UAUUGACAGUCAUAUGAUCGGGUGAUCGGCUGCUACGACAAGAUGAAGAAGGCAGGGUUGUUGGUCAUUUUUUCUGCCCUAUUUUGUGGCACUUUCGCUAAGGAUACAGUGCCUGUGCUCAUUUGGAACCCGACGCAGGCUCAGAGUGGUCUCCCUGCAGUGUCUGCUCUCCAGUAUAUUGACUAUGGAACAUUUCAAGGAAAAUACCUGCAGUCUUUUAAGCCAAAUAACAUCCUACUCUUUGAACAAGAUGCGCUGAGUAUUGAAGACCUCUCAAGUCGUCCAGGUAAACUGCACCAUGUGAACCAGUGGAUGGAAAAUAGCCAUUCUCUUUAUCUGCCCAAUGUAGUGGAUCCCACACACCUUGCCCAUGACCUGCCCUCACAAGGAUAUAAUGUGGUGGUCCUGGAACCUGGUUCAUCUACAGCUGGAUUGCAGUUGAAGCAACAAGAGAAGAACCUGGUUAUUGUAAAGCUGCCAUCCACACUCACAAAUCCAAGCAGGAGCCAUGCAAUUCAGAAAGCUGAUGAGGUAAUGGAGAGCGUUAUUUCCAAGAUUGGAGAGAUGGAGGAUUUCACCAUCAUAUUUACGGGACGUACACCAUCAGUCAAAUUACAAGAUGAGUUUGAGCAAAGGGUCCGAAUUGCUCGUUCGCUCCAGGCUGUACCUGAAAAGGGCCUGAGGAAUUUCCACAACAACUCCUGUAUAUUGCUCUACCUUUACAAGAAUAUCACCUUCAAUUUUUACAAAAAUGAAACUCUAGAAAAUUCUUAUACCAUAUCUGAGUCGGAUUGGUUGAGCGACUCUGGAGAAUGUCGUCCAGAAGCAGCAAAACUUUUGAUGAAGUAUAACACUGUUGAGUAUGGAAAGUUUAAUAUCCAGUUCAACUUCAAGAACCUCAACAAUGAAUGGAUGCUGGAAGGUGUGAAGACCCUGAUUAAUAAUCAGCAAGAAUUCUUUAUGCUGAUGAAUAAUGAUAUUAGCGGCAUUCCUAUAGGAAUGUCAUAUUCAUGCAGCGAGAAGACAUAUUUAAAGAACAACGACACUAGCAAGUCAAUCGUGAUGGUUCUUGAUGGCUUUCAGGUUCAGCCUUUCAGCUCAAAUCCGACAAGGUUCAGUGGGUCUUGGGACUGUGUUGGGUUCUUUACUGUACCCAUCUGGUGUGCUUUGUUAGUGACACUGCUCCUGCUGUUCAUCCUGUUCUCUGGAUUGUACAUGCUGGGCGACAUCAAAACCAUGGACCGCUUUGAUGAUCCCAAGGGAAAACCCAUCAUGGUUGCUACAGCUGAUUAAAUUCAGUAUAUAAGGGAUGAUACUUAUAUGCUCUUUUUCGCUGCCAGAAUAAUGUAGUCCCCUAUACAUUUGGAAAAAGUAAACUUCAGUCGUUGUUUGAGCUAGGUGUUUCAUGAAUAAAUAAUGUAAUGAAUAUACAAGGGCUGGCAAGGAAUCAUUCAGAUUUACCAAACCAUUUUCUAAUAUCAAGCUAAACAGUUUAUUGCAUAUUUUAGUUUGUACAUUUGUUUAGUUAAAGGCUAUGUAUGGUAAGUGCAGAUGAGUGGGUUUAUAUCUUUUACUUGAGAAUAAGGUAUAGAUUUAAAAGUAUUUAUGCAUAAUUAUUUCAUCAAAAAAACAAAUCUUGCUUGUAUGGUUCAACCAGCCAGUUCUUGUAGAAUAGAAUUGAUCAUGACUAAAUGAUAUAGUGAUUUAGUGACUUAACCUUAGAUAUGAAAUUCCAUAUUUGCAUGUAGGGGAAAUGGAUGUGAAUGUUUGUGGGUGUGUUUACCAUUUCAAAAACAUAAUGAGGAUAGUGAAUUAUAUAAAAAUAUUCAAAGAGUAAACAUAGCAAAUUUUUAUUUUUUUCUAAGCUUGGUAAUGUAGAGCUGGUUAUCAAAGGAUUGAUAUCAAUAUAAUAAUAUUAAUUUAUAAAGUUAUUCUCUGAAGAAUAUCUGUUUUCAAGAACUGUUUUUUAUAAACAUAAAUUUCUAGGUGUCAUAAGUUAUAUGAAGCUAAUUACAUAUGCACAAAGAUAGGUGUUAAACAGAGAAAGGAAAGAUUGCACUUGAUAGGAUUAUCAGGUUGUAAGUGUAGCUUUACUAUUUUGGUUGAAUAUCUUUAAUAAAAUAAAAAGCAAUUAUGAAAUUUUAAGAAAUAUUUUCCAUAUCAUGCUUUGCUCGAUGAAAUUAAAUUCAUAGUGUGAUUCUGCAAGUAGUAAUCCAAAAGAUUAUGAACAUGAUACUCCUCUCCUUUGUGUGGCUGGUAGUAUAUGAUUAUGUAAAUAUUCAAAUUAUAGUGUGUAUAUAUAGUCCCAAGAUUUCAUUUUUUCCUUAAGAAAUGUAAGUUAUACUAAGAGAAUGUGUAAAGAAAAUAAAUAUGAGGAAACAAAGUAUUAAUAUGCACUACAUUCCAUACAAUCUUGACUGUUAUAAUGUGCACAAUUAUUUAGCUUGUCUGUCUUGUGUUAUACUGUGUAUUAUAUGUACUGUACAGUUGUGUUUUAAAUUAAAGGUGUUAUGGAUAA
Molecule: messenger RNA, 2518 nt
Organism: Penaeus chinensis
Lineage: Eukaryota; Metazoa; Arthropoda; Malacostraca; Decapoda; Penaeidae
Gene: VhaAC45
Product: V-type proton ATPase subunit S1-like
Exons: 10
Coding region: 43-1293 (416 amino acids)
Cellular component (GO): proton-transporting V-type ATPase complex
Source: RefSeq, a predicted model, not a curated record